This is a messenger RNA of Sardina pilchardus (European sardine), 548 nucleotides long. RefSeq lists its product as uncharacterized. Bases 1 to 402 code for a protein of 133 amino acids. The transcript has 2 exons. The record is from RefSeq and is a predicted model, not a curated record. NCBI's taxonomy places the organism in Eukaryota, Metazoa, Chordata, Actinopteri, Clupeiformes, Clupeidae.
AUGGGCGCGGGGGGCACCGAGACGGGCACCCCCCCACCCCUGCUGCCCUCGCCCAGCCUGCUGGCCCUGCUGCCCCCGCACCUGUCCCCGGAGCUCCACGGGCUGCAGGAGGCCGUGCUGGGCUUCCCCCUGCUGCAGAGGAGGGUCCGCGAGCUCAUCGCCCGCGCCAGGCAGGCGGAGCAGCAGAGGCAGGAGAGGCGCAGUAUCACACUCAAGCCACUGGAGGCGCUGCGCUGCAGGUACCUGCGUCUGUCCGAGAGCAACAUCAGCACUCUGCUCGAGCUGUGCAAGGAGUCUGGGGUCGAUGUGGACAUCCACCCCCACAUGAAGGACUCCGACAUCGACAUCUCCAAUCUGUUCAAGGGCCUGUCGUCUCCUUCAUCCAACACUGAGCUGAUGUGAUCGAUCUCUCUCUCUCACACACACACACACACACACACACACAUACUGUACACACACAAACAUACACAUGCACAUUGUAAGCGCAGAAUUAAAUGCAUAUGCGGACAUGGAUCCACGUACACACACGCCUUUCUGAUAAUAUUUUC